Messenger RNA from Protopolystoma xenopodis, 519 nucleotides. The record is from the annotation of a GenBank genome assembly. Lineage: Eukaryota; Metazoa; Platyhelminthes; Monogenea; Polystomatidea; Polystomatidae.
GAUUUCAUCGCUUACGCAGUCUCCGGCGUGUCCUUGCAUGUGGACCGUCUCUGCCAAGCCAUUUCAGAAACGAUCCAGCGACCCCGUAUCACUUUGGAUGAAGUUGAGACUGCUCGGCGCAGCAUUGGUUUUGAACUGUCAAAUUUAGAGGCCUCGCCUCCUGUAGAGCCGUUGCUCACUGAACUGCUUCACACGGCUGCCUAUCGAGGUAGCAAUACCCUCGGCCUUCCGCGUUACUGCCCCAAAGACAAUCUAGACAAAAUUCAACGCACUGAUAUCAUCAACUACUUGAGCUCUCUUUUCAGACCUGAACGAAUGGUACUAGCAGGUGUUGGUGUGAACCACGAUUCGCUCGUAAAGGCUGCUGAAGCCGCCUUUUUACCCUGGCAACCCAGCUAUGCAACUCCAAACCCACUGCCGCCUGACUCUUCGAUUCCCCAAUACUGUGGGGGCCACGUUUCGGUAAGGCAUCUUCUCUUUGCCAAACUCAGCCAGCAAGAGCGCUGGAAAUGCAACUAA